AGUUCAGGUAGGGGAGCUUUUAUAGGCUCGAAGGCUGCCCUAGGAAGUAACCUUCUUUCUCUCCAUAAUCCAUUUGUGCAGGCUUUAAUUUAAAGUCACGGAAGCACGUGUGCGGGCUGACAGUCCUCUCCACGGCCAUGAAGAAGACGGGGGCGGAACCCCUCCUUGUUGCCACUCCACCGAGUGGCCGCGUCCAUUCUGGGCCAGGUGGCCUGAUUUAAGGGGUAGGGAAAAGUGUCAGUUUUAGGGAUCUCAAAGGGUGGCGGCCCCAUGGCCCCGCUGGGAGGCGCCCCGCGGCUGGUGCUGCUGUUCAGCGGGAAGAGGAAAUCCGGGAAGGACUUCGUGACCGAGGCGCUGCAGAGCAGACUUGGAGCUGACGUGUGUGCUGUCCUCCGGCUCUCCGGUCCACUCAAGAAGCAGUAUGCUCAGGAGCACGGCUUAGACUUCCAGAGACUCCUGGAUGCCAGCACCUACAAGGAGCCCUUUCGGAGGGACAUGAUCCGCUGGGGGGAGGAGAAGCGCCAGGCCGACCCAGGCUUCUUCUGCAGGAAGAUCGUGGAGGGUGUCUCCCAGCCCGUCUGGCUGGUGAGUGACACACGGAGGGUGUCUGACAUCCAGUGGUUUCGGGAGGCCUAUGGGGCUGUGACGCAGACGGUCCGCGUGGUGGCCACAGAGCAGAGCCGACAGCAGCGGGGCUGGGUGUUCACACCAGGGGUGGAUGAUGCUGAGUCAGAAUGUGGCUUGGACAACGUCGGGGCCUUCGAUUGGGUCAUUGAGAACCACGGAGAUGAGCAGCACCUGGAGGAGCAGUUGGAGCACCUGAUAGAAUUUGUCCGCUCCAGACUUUAGCUGGCAGGUUCUAGGAGCGAGCGGGGGCUGCCAGGGUGAGGGGGGGCUCCCUGUGCCGAACAUGUGGUUGCUGAUGCUGGCCGAGGUUGGGGGAGCAGACAGAGGGCCUGUGUCAAGGUUUCUGGGGGCUGGUAGAUGUCAGACAAGUUAAGAAACCACCAGGGACCUCAUUUCUUCGUGGAAAGGACAGCCCUACCUCUUUACAAGGAGACUUAAAGGGCAGAGAUGGGUGAGUUGGCUGUGCUUGAAGCAGAAGCAUCACCAUCUCCAUGGGUGCCAGACCUGUCAGCCUGUGGUGGCCUUGCUUCCCCGACUGGAUGCUAUCGGCCCCUUGUUCUCGGCAAGAGCCUGGGGCUCCCCAAUGCGGAUACUAAUAAACCUUCUUGGAGCACCUGCUCAGAGCUGGACAUCUCUCAUUUCCCAGGUGACAACCCAGCCUGUGUGGCUCCGUAGGGCCUGGGUUGUCCUGGUGGCUGUGGGUUUCUGCUCUGCCUCCCAGCUGGGCGGGAACAUAUCUUGCAGAGGCUGACCUUGAUCCGGGCCAAGUGGGUAAAAGGCUUGUGUGUGUCUGAGGCAGGAUUGGAGUCUGAGGGUCUUGUCUUCUGGGAUGGCCCCGAGAGAGGCUCAGUGUUCCACAGAAAGUACCACCAGCAAGUGCCCAGAGGGGCUGGGGUGUCAUAGAGGCGCCAGAGCUUGAUGGCACCUGGUAACCAUUGUUUGGCCCUGGGCAAGUCACCAUAAACCUCAGCUUUCCCAUAGAAGGCCUUGGGCUUGACCCCUUUUAUUUAUAUAGCCUUAUACAAUUUCUAAAUUUCUUCCAGAUUCUUCACAGCCACCCUGUGAAAUAUUCGAGGAGUACAUUUUCAUCUGCAUUUAGCAGAUGCCAAGGACUCAGAGAAGUGAACAACUUGCCCAGGGUGGAGGGUUAGUAUGUGUUUGUACUACGGCCAGGACACAGGCUGCCUGACUCCUAACCAGGCCCCUUGGCCACGUGCCUUUGGGGUAUGGUGCAAAGCCCUGUGGCUCCUGGCUGUCCUCAGGCCUAGCCUGAGCCCACCAACUCUCUGGCCCUGGCUUUGUCCUCCUCCUACAAAUCCUGUGGGUCCUCACUGAUAAGGGGACAACCAAAGAAAUUCCAUCAGUUUCACCAUGACCCAAACUGAACUCUACAUAUUCCUGACCACAUCUCCUCCCUACAUCUCCUCUUCCUGAUGCUAGUUCCCUGGCUCUUCAGUUAACCAGGCCUGAAAGCUUGACAGUCAUCGUGGACUCCUCCAUGUCCCCUGACUCCCGGCUAAUCAGCCCCCAGGUUCUGUUAACCUGCCCUCCCUGUGUCUGUUACUGUAGGGAAGUCUGUGUGCCCAACGCAUAGUGAGGCCAAAUAAUACUAAAACAUCAGAGUUUGGAGCAGAGAAAGGUUUAUUGCAGGGCCGUGCAAGGAGACAGGUGGCUCGUGCCUUAAAAACCCUGAACUCCCCUCAAGCUUUCAGCAAAGCCCUUUUAUAGGAAAGGUGAGGGAGGGCUGUGGUUAGUUGUUGCAAACUUCUUUGGUGUCAGAUCCUUUGUUCCUGAGGUCAGGUCACGAUGUACCUGUAAACCUCCACCAAAACAAAUGUUAUUCUCUGUUCUAACCAGAAAGGGCAAGGUCCCAAAGGCUCAACUUUUACUCUCUGAGGUCCAGGUCCUGGCUAAGAGGAGGGGGUCCCUGCGGAGGUCAGUUACCCUGCCGGGAGCGUUGGUGCAGCACCCAGUUUGGGUCUUACCGCCAGUGCCCAGGCCCGGCUGAAGAGGCAGAUCUCAGCUGGCGGCACCCUCAGGGCCAGGUCCCCAGACCCUGCCCAGCCAUCAUCACUGAGGCACUGAGGGAGCCAGGCGCCCAGGGACCCAACUGGCCCUCAGGCUCCUCAGGCCGCCCAAACAGCAGGGCCAGGUCACGCAGACUGCGAGCCAUGUAGAACUGCUGCUGCCAUUAGGGUCACAGAGGCGGGGAUGGGGGAGAGGUUCACUGCAGCCUCAAGGCCUGGGCCCAGCCAGUGGGCGGCCAUGGAGAGGGCGUGAGCUCUGCAGGACACAGCCUUCAGCCUGUCGCUGGGCGCCCAGCUCACCCGCAGGCCCCGAGGCCAGAAGGCCUGGAGGGCCCCGGGGAGAAGGCUGUGACCCGCCUCUUACCGCACUCUCUGCCACGAGGACCACUGCGAGGCUGACUGUUGGUGGGGCGGGGCCUCUCACCGCGGCGCUCAGGGUCUCGCGCUAACAGCCGCGAGCUAAGGGCUGCGUCCCCGCCCCGCCCCUAUUACGUGUCUUCUCUCUGGGAUUCUCACUGGAAGGUAAACUCCUUGAUAGUUGGGCCGUGUCUGUCUUGUAGUUGAAGCCCUGCCUCCUUAAGGUGUACAACAUG
Globicephala melas (long-finned pilot whale) is the source of this 3247-nucleotide messenger RNA. It is a transcript of the gene PMVK, whose product is annotated as phosphomevalonate kinase. Lineage: Eukaryota; Metazoa; Chordata; Mammalia; Artiodactyla; Delphinidae. Gene Ontology annotation, biological process: isopentenyl diphosphate biosynthetic process, mevalonate pathway; cholesterol biosynthetic process. Gene Ontology annotation, molecular function: phosphomevalonate kinase activity. The record is from RefSeq and is a predicted model, not a curated record. Gene Ontology annotation, cellular component: cytoplasm.